CCCGCGCAGCGCCGAGCGCCCGGCCGCGGCCGCGGGCGCGCCGACCGAGUAAACCCGGAGCGCCGCAGCCGGAGAGCCUGCCCCGACGAGCGGGACCCGGGAGACCGCCCCGUCGCCCGCCAGGAGCCUCCUUCCACCCCGGAGCAAACAGUGACAUGUGGAAAGCCUGAGCCGGCUCCCCCUGCCCUCUGCAGCCACCUUCCCGGGGACGCGAUGGACACCGAAGCUGUGCAGCCCCAGGAGGCCUCGCUGACCGUCAAUGAGCAGGUCAUCGUGAUGUCCAGCCACGAGACGAUCCGCGUGCUGGAGGUCGGCGUGGAUGCCCCGCUCCCGGCCGAGGAGGACCGGAAAGCCUUGGAGAUGCCCGCGAGGGAAGUAGCGCGGGGCUCGCCGGGACAGACCGCUGACCCGGCCAGAGAGGACGUCCCGCCCAGCGCCGAGACCGCGGGCAGCGGGGACAUGGCUGGCAAAAGCAAGGCAGCGCCUGGAGCGGCUGCGGCCGCCGGCGCCUUCGGCCAAGCCCCGAGCCAGCAGCCGCAGCCGAUGGCCCCGCUGGCUGUGCAAGCCGCCCCGCAGGUCUUGACUCAGGAAAACUUAGCAACAGUUGUGACAGGAGUAAUGGUUCCAGCAGGGACAGUUACUCAACCUCUUCUUAUCCCCAUCAGUAUUGCAGGUCAAGUGGCAGGUCAGCAGGGGCUGGCUGUGUGGACAUUUCCUACAGCAACGGUCGCUGCCCUUCCCGGACUGACGGCUGCUUCUCCUACAGGGGGAAUUUUCAAACCGCCUAUAGCCAAUUUGCAAGCCGCCGCCGUGCUGAACGCAGCGAUACCAGCGCCGGUGCAGCCCGCCCCGCCGGCGCCGGCCCCGGCGCAGCCCCGGCCCGCCGCGCAGACACCGAGCGCCUUCGCCCCGGCGCCCAGCCAGCAGCCCCCCAUCCUGCCGCAGCCCGCUGCGCCGGCCCUGCCCAAGCCCCUGGAGACGCAGACGCAGAUCACAGUCCAGCCUGCGGGAUUUGCCUUUAACCCUGGCAUAAUCGGCGCGGCCUCGCUCGGGGGCCAGACCCAGCUGCUCGGCUCGCUGGCGGCCGCCCCCGUGAUCGCGAACGCCAUCUCCAGCGUGCAGGGCAUCGCGGGCCAAAUCCUGACCAACGCGCAGGGCCAGGUGAUCGGCACCCUGCCGUGGGUGGUGACCCCCCCGGGGCUGACGGCGGCCGGCCCCGCGGCGGCCGCGCUGCCGGCCCCCAGCCUGCAGGUGCAGGCGGUGACGCCCCAGCUGCUGCUCAACGCCCAGGGCCAGGUCAUCGCCACGCUGGCCAGCGGCACCAUCCAGGCCGCGGCCAUCAAGAAACCCGGCGCCCCCGAGUCCCCGGCCAAGAGCGAGGUCCAGCCCAUCCAGCCGGCCCCGGCUCUGUCCCAGCCGGCCGUGGUACUCGCCAGCCCGGCCGCGGCCGCCAAGCCCUCGUCCGCUCCCGUCCCCAUCACGUGCUCGGAGACUCCCACCGUGAGCCAGCUGGUCUCCAAGGCGCCGGCUGCCAACGCCAGCGCCGACGAGGACGGCAUUAACCUGGAGGAGAUCCGCGAGUUCGCCAAGAACUUCAAGAUCCGCCGCCUGUCCCUCGGCCUGACGCAGACCCAGGUGGGACAAGCUCUGACGGCCACCGAGGGACCUGCCUACAGCCAGUCGGCCAUCUGCAGGUUCGAGAAGCUCGACAUCACCCCCAAGAGCGCCCAGAAGCUGAAGCCGGUGCUGGAGAAGUGGCUGAGCGAAGCGGAGCUGCGCAACCAGGAGGGCCAGCAGAACCUCAUGGAGUUCGUGGGCGGCGAGCCCUCCAAGAAGCGCAAGCGCCGCACCUCCUUCACGCCGCAGGCCAUCGAGGCGCUCAACGCCUACUUCGAGAAGAACGCCCUGCCCACGGGCCAGGAGAUCACCGAGAUCGCCAAGGAGCUCAACUACGACCGCGAGGUCGUCCGCGUUUGGUUCUGCAACCGCCGACAGACGCUCAAAAACACCAGCAAACUCAACGUCUUUCAGAUUCCCUAAAGGGGAGGGGGGGAAAAGAAAAAGAAGAAAAAACAUAUAUAUGGAUAUAUAUAUAUAUAUAUAUAUAUGGGGGAGGGGGAAUCCCGGCCGCUGCCCAGCGCCCGCCCCGGCCACGAGCACUUUGCGCCUGACGGCCCCCGGCUCCCGCGCCGCCGCUGCCCUCCGUCCGUCCCCUUCCCGCGCCGGGGGCCGCGAUUCCCGCGUUUCUGUGUCGGACACCUUCUCCCCGCCGCUGCCCAUUUCUAACCGCCCCCCCCCAACCCCCCCGAGCGAUUUUCGCUUUUACACGGCCGGUUUUGCCCUUUCCGCGGUUUUCCCCGUGUUUGCGAGGCUGAGGCCGGCGUUGCGGCCCGGCGUGCUGCCGGUGAGACCCGGGGUCGGUUCGGCCGCUCUCCGCCGCCGGGAUCGCGCCGGCUCCCGCGCCGGUGUCGCGCUCGCGGAGCCGGGGGCCGGCGGGAGCGUUUGCUGCCGUGCGCCCCCUUCCCCGCCACCGUCCCGGCCCCCCCCCCCCGGCCAAAGCCCUCGAGAGCCCUCGGAGGAGGGCGGCUCCUGCGGCCCGUGGCGGGGACAGACGGACAGACGGACGCCGUUUUGGAGCUCCGGAGCCUCUCGGGUUGGGGGCGGCCUGGCCAGGAGCCCCGGGGCUUCGGCACCGCCGCGCGGGGCUCACCAGGGGCCGGCUCUCGCCGCCGGGGACGCGUCAGACCGAUGCACUUGAUGUAGUGGUGUGAAAUAAACAGUAUUUUUCUUU
Rhea pennata is the source of this 2791-nucleotide messenger RNA. It is a transcript of the gene POU6F1, whose product is annotated as POU class 6 homeobox 1. Gene Ontology annotation, molecular function: DNA-binding transcription factor activity, RNA polymerase II-specific; RNA polymerase II cis-regulatory region sequence-specific DNA binding. Gene Ontology annotation, biological process: regulation of transcription by RNA polymerase II. Bases 214 to 2040 code for a protein of 608 amino acids. Lineage: Eukaryota; Metazoa; Chordata; Aves; Rheiformes; Rheidae. The record is from RefSeq and is a predicted model, not a curated record. The transcript is spliced from 12 exons.